AUGUCAUCAUCAGACCUAGGCCCUAAGCCGAAAAUAAUCACCGGGGGCUGCCUCUGCGGCGCCCUCCGCUACACAAUCACCUUCCCCGAGUCCCACGACUUCGCCUCCGACGCGUUGACCUGCCAGUGCACGCAGUGCCGCAAGCAGUCGGGCGCCCUCUUCGUCGCCUUCCACCGCGCGCCGUGGCCCUUCCGGUGGUCCACAGCCGCUGGCACCCGUACCCUGAAGGAGUUUAGCAUAACGCCCGUCGCGAAGCGGGGAUUCUGCACCGAGUGCAGCUCGUGGCUGUACUACCGCGCCGAGGAGGAGCCCUGGGCGAGUCUGUGCGUCGGGACGGUCGACCAGGAGGUCCUCAUCGGGUCGUCGGGCGGCGGCAACAACGAAGGAGGAGGGUUCGGGCGGGCGUUGGUGAACGGGCUCGGCGGGCAUGAGUGGUGCGAGAACGAGAUCCUCGGGGUGACGGAUGAUAUUCCCUUGUUGAGGAAGGGGUUAAGGAAUCAGACGAGCGGAGGGGAGAGCACGAUUGCCAAGGCCAAGCUGUAA
Molecule: messenger RNA, 543 nt
Organism: Colletotrichum higginsianum IMI 349063
Lineage: Eukaryota; Fungi; Ascomycota; Sordariomycetes; Glomerellales; Glomerellaceae
Product: Glutathione-dependent formaldehyde-activating enzyme
Exons: 1
Coding region: 1-543 (180 amino acids)
Molecular function (GO): carbon-sulfur lyase activity
Source: RefSeq, a predicted model, not a curated record